Molecule: messenger RNA, 652 nt
Organism: Colletotrichum acutatum
Lineage: Eukaryota; Fungi; Ascomycota; Sordariomycetes; Glomerellales; Glomerellaceae
Exons: 2
Coding region: 132-614 (160 amino acids)
Source: RefSeq, a predicted model, not a curated record
AAACACAUUGAAGCUAGUCUUCUUUUCCAUUCUUGAUAUCAAGCCUUGCAUUCGUUCCUUCGAACCACAUUCCUUAACAACCUUUCCCACCUCACAAACAACCUUACAGUCAAUCUCAUAACUCAGACAAAAUGAAGGCCAACGUCAUCGCCGCUACCAUCCUUGCCGCCUUCUCGGCUGGCGCUUUCGCUCAGGACCAGGAGGCCGAGUUCCCCACUGGCUUCCCUACCGACCUCCCCUCCGGCUUCCCUACUCAGGUUCCCGGCGCUGCUGCCCCCUCCGGUGGCUUCGGCGGCAACUUCCCCCACUUCGGUGGUCACUCCGGCUUCCAGACCCGCACCCGCGGCUCCUCCGAGGAGGCUGCUGGCUUUGGCGCCCAGGCUGUUGAGACCCCCUUCCCCACCGGCACCCAGUCCGGCGGCGCCCGCCCUACCGGCAAGGGCAAGGGCAAGGGCAAGGGCAAGAACCACGGCACCGGUGCUCUCCCCUCCGGUGUUCGCCCUACCCAGGUCCCCGGUGCUGCUCAGCCCUCCGGCGGUUUCGGCGGCAACUUCCCCGGCUUCGGUGGCGAUGCCCCCUCCGGCGCUCCCUCCGCUGAGCCCACCUCCGCUUAAGCGACAAAAACAACUUCGACGAUAACAAAUUCGGCUUA